AGUCCUAUUCCCGCUGGGCUUUGGCCUCGACAUACCUGUAUAUAUAUAUAAUAAAUAUAUGCAUAUUGGCAUGUUACCAUCCCCUACACUCUUCUGGAUCGAUCUCCUCUCUCUCUCUCUCUCUCUCUCUCUCUCUCUCUCUCUCUCUCUAUAUAUAUAUAUAUAUAUCUCAAAAAUCAAUAAGCCCUACUGUUUCCUCAUUUCUGGGGAAUUCAGGAAGUCGGGUUCUCUCUCUAAUCUCUGUUUUCUUCUCAGUCUUUGCCACUAAACGCAGAGCUAUGAUCUACCCAUUAGUUUCUAAUGGGCACACGAUAACUCCAAUGAGCCUGAGGAUCCAAAAUUCCCCACCAGGGGUAGGUUUUUGUCUCACCAGACCAAUCCAUUGUUCUCAACACCAGAACCCCAAGAGCAACAUCAUUGACAAGCCCUUAAAACCCAGAACCCAUCUCGUAAAACCCAUUACAAUAACUCCUGAUGGAGUGUCUCCCGUCAAGGCUGAGAGGGUGUGUGAGGAGAGAAGAGGGUCUUCUCAAGUGGGGAUUCGACAGAUGAUGGUUUUUUGUGGAUUCGGGUAUUGGGUGCAGGGUUUUAGGGGCUUCCCUUGGCUGGCUCUCAACUUUCAUAUGGCCCACAAUCUUAAUUUACGGCCAUCAACAUUGCAGCUUGUGCAGAACACUGGGAACCUUCCCAUGGUGAUUAAGCCUCUAUAUGGGAUCUUGUCUGAUGCUCUUUACAUUGGGGGUGCUCACAGAAUACCCUAUAUUUGUAUUGGAGUCUUUUUGCAGGUCUUUUCUUGGGGUCCAUUGGCAUUGAUCCCUUUUGCAAGUGAAUCCCUUCCCACUCUAAUGGCUUGCAUUCUUCUCAGUAAUCUUGGAGCUUCCAUUACUGAAGUUUCCAAAGAUGCUCUUGUUGCUGAAUAUGGACAAAGGCACAAAAUGAGUGGUCUGCAAUCUUAUGCAUUCAUGGCCUUAGCUGCUGGUGGAGUCCUAGGAAAUUUAUUGGGUGGAUUUUUUUUACUGAAAACACAACAACCUAAAUCCAUGUUUCUUGUCUUCACGGCUUUACUUGCUGUUCAACUUGCAAUUUCCCUGGGAACAAGAGAGAGUCUUCUUGGUUUGCCUCAACCAUCGAGUCACAGUCUUGUAAAGAUUUCCGUUUCAGAUAGUAUCAGAAAGCAGUAUUCAGAUCUGAAGAUGGCAAUUACUGAAGAUAACAUCUCCCGCCCUCUUUUGUGGAUCGUAGCUUCAGUUGCCAUGGUCCCAAUCCUCUCUGGUUCCAUAUUUUGCUAUCAAACGCAUUGCCUCGAUCUUGAUCCUUCAAUCAUUGGGAUGUCCAAAGUGACUGGUCAGCUGAUGCUUCUAUCAAUAACCGUACUCUAUGACCGCAUCUGGAAAAGGAUGUCCAUGAGAAAACUGAUUGGUACAGUGCAGAUUUUGUAUGCUGCUUCUCUUCUUCUUGACCUUGUUUUGGUGAAGCAGAUCAACCUUAAAAUGGGAUUUCCAAAUGAGGUAUUUGCCCUUUGUUUCUCUGGCAUAGCCGAAACCAUUUCACAAUUUAAACUCCUGCCCUUCCUAGUACUUUUUGCAAAUUUGGCUCCACCAGGUUGUGAAGGAUCUCUCACUUCCUUCUUGGCAUCAGCCUUGUGUUUAGCAUCAAUAGUUAGUGGGCUUCUAGGUGUUGGAUUGGCUUCUCAUCUUGGAAUAACAUCGGGAAAUUACUCGAGCCUGCCCGUGGGAAUUUUGAUACAAUUUCUUGCAGCUUUAGUACCACUGACAUGGAUUUAUCACGUCCCUUCAUCACAACCUAUGUCUGUGAAGGAAAAGAAAAGAGGUAGGAGCAAAAGAACUCGAAGAAAUAGGAGGGUUGGAAAAAUUGUCCUCGGCUCUAUUUAUGCUUACAGGCGAGAAAGAGAAUCCGAGGCCCAGAAGAAUUAACUUUGCCUCAAUCAAACAGAAAAUGGGAACCGACGCUUGCAUUGUGCUGAUCAUUGCCCCUGCCAUUACCUGUGUCAGACAGCAAUUCUUUGAUGGCAAUAACAUUAGAUUUGGAACAAAUGGUGAAUAAUGCCUUUGGAGCUUCAAACAAAGCGCAAUAUUUUGCUCCACUGGUGUGUACAAGUCUACGUUUCAGCUGUAAAUGGUCCAGCGAAUAAUUCAUUUGACACUUCUCUUGAGAUUUGUCUGAAAGGCAACAGCGGAUAUGGCUCAAAAGAGAGCUGACCGAGAAGGAUUUAUGUGUUUGAUUCAAAGGGUGCCUGUCUAAGUGCUCUGUUUGUGGGGAUUUUGUCAAAUAAGGUUCUACUUAUUACUUUUGGUUGCUGCUGUGCUGUAUCACCUCUAAAUUUGUAAAUGAAGACCUUUUAGCCAGUAAGCCCCUCCCAAAGUGAAGGAUGAAGAUCACUGCGACGUGACAGUCUAAUCUGUAAGUAAAUCAACUCAAUCAAGCAUCUCCUCAAUUUUCUUGCA
Molecule: messenger RNA, 2465 nt
Organism: Diospyros lotus (date-plum)
Lineage: Eukaryota; Viridiplantae; Streptophyta; Magnoliopsida; Ericales; Ebenaceae
Product: probable folate-biopterin transporter 9, chloroplastic
Exons: 2
Coding region: 279-1934 (551 amino acids)
Cellular component (GO): membrane
Source: RefSeq, a predicted model, not a curated record